Messenger RNA from Trifolium pratense (red clover), 1900 nucleotides. RefSeq names its product sugar transport protein 5-like. Gene Ontology annotation, cellular component: membrane. The record is from RefSeq and is a predicted model, not a curated record. Bases 148 to 1680 code for a protein of 510 amino acids. Gene Ontology annotation, molecular function: monosaccharide transmembrane transporter activity. Gene Ontology annotation, biological process: monosaccharide transmembrane transport. The transcript is spliced from 4 exons. NCBI's taxonomy places the organism in Eukaryota, Viridiplantae, Streptophyta, Magnoliopsida, Fabales, Fabaceae.
GUCCUACUCUGUUUUCAUAUUUAAUGGUAUUUGCAACCCCUUAGCCUAUAAAUUAGGUGCCCCAUUUCUAAUUAAGAGUGUCCCUACUCACUUAGAUUUUCAGACAUAAGAACCUAAGAAAUAGAUACACAAAAACAGAGUUAAAAAAUGGCUGGUGGAGUAUUCGCUGUGGAUAGAACACCAGAUACCCCUAUCAAUGUUAGUGGCAAGUUAACACUCUCAAUCAUCAUUACCUGUAUUGUUGCUGCUUCUGGUGGCCUUCUUUUCGGAUAUGACGUCGGAAUUUCAGGAGGUGUCACAACAAUGGUACCAUUUCUUCAAAAAUUCUUUCCAGACAUUCUAAGAAAGGCAGCUGGUGCCGAAGUGAACAUGUAUUGUGUGUAUGACAGUCAAGUGUUGACAUUAUUUACGUCUUCUCUGUAUCUAGCUGGGUUAGUGUCAUCACUUAUAGCUAGCAAAGUCACGACGAUAUACGGUCGGAGAAACGUCAUCAUAAUUGGUGGUUGUGUGUUCGUUGCUGGUGGUGCUAUAAACGGAGGUUCUGAAAAUAUUCCUAUGCUUAUCUUGGGUCGUAUUCUUCUUGGGUUAGGGGUUGGUUUCACUAAUCAAGCUGCACCGCUGUACCUAUCUGAAAUAGCUCCACCAAAAUGGCGAGGCGCUUUCAGCACGGGGUUCCAAUUCUUUCUAGGAGUUGGUGUACUUGCUGCAGGUUGCAUUAACUAUGGCACCGCCAAACACACAUGGGGAUGGAGACUCUCUCUAGGACUUGCAGUUGCCCCUGCAGCUGUUAUGACUAUUGGCGCCUUUCUCAUAAGUGACACACCUAGCAGCUUGGUAGAACGUGGUAAAAUAGAGCAAGCCAAAAAAGCCUUACAAAAAAUUAGAGGAUCCUCUGUUGAUAUUGAACCCGAACUAGAACAACUUAUUAAGUGGACACAAAUUGCAAAAUCAGUAAAACAAGAGCCCUUUAAGGCCAUAUUCAAAAGAGAGUAUCGACCUCACUUGGUCAUGGCAUUCACAAUUCCGUUUUUCCAACAAAUUACAGGGAUUACUAUUGUCGCUUUCUAUUCACCUAACCUCUUUCAAUCAGUUGGUUUGGGACACGAUGCCGCUUUACUUUCUGCCAUUAUACUUGGAGCCGUUAACCUUGCUUCUAUCCUUAUCUCUACUGGUGCUGUUGAUCGAUUUGGUCGAAGAAUCUUAUUCAUAACAGGGGGAAUUGUCAUGAUUGUUUGCUUGCUUGCGGUGUCCAUUCUGCUAGCAGUAGUUACUGGUGUUCAUGGUACAAAAGACAUAUCAAAGGGCAAUGCAAUAUUGGUAUUGGUGUUAUUGUGUCUCUACACUGCUGGUUUUGGUUGGUCAUGGGGUCCUUUAACAUGGCUAAUUCCAAGUGAAAUUUUCCCAAUAAAUAUAAGAAGCACAGGACAAAGCAUAGCUAUUGCUGUAAAUUUCAUAACAGUGUUUGUGUUAUCACAAACAUUCUUGACAAUGUUAUGUCAUUUUAAGUUUGCAGCUUUCUUGUUCUAUGCUGGUUGGUGUAUUGUGAUGACAAUUUUUAUCAUAUUUUUCUUGCCUGAGACUAAGGGAAUUCCUUUGGAGUCAAUGUAUGUGAUAUGGGGUAAACAUUGGUUUUGGCAACGGUUUGUUAAAGGACAAGAUGGCCAAGAAAAUAAUCCAUGAAGUUUGGGAGCAAAGGAUGUAAAAUAUUGACUUUUGGCUUCCUAUGCCUGAUGUUUGUGUUUGUAUAAGGAGGAUUAGUAUUCAAACAGUAUUUACGCUUCUUAAUUAAAUUAUUAUUGAUAUUUUUUUAAAAAAGUCAAUGCACAUUUAUCAUGUUGCAAAUUGUGUAAUGACUUUAUAAAAAUCAUCAAUAGUACUAAAAAAUGUAUUACGUCUUAAA